Molecule: messenger RNA, 749 nt
Organism: Clarias gariepinus (North African catfish)
Lineage: Eukaryota; Metazoa; Chordata; Actinopteri; Siluriformes; Clariidae
Gene: apela
Product: apelin receptor early endogenous ligand
Exons: 3
Coding region: 203-367 (54 amino acids)
Biological process (GO): heart development; apelin receptor signaling pathway
Molecular function (GO): apelin receptor binding
Source: RefSeq, a predicted model, not a curated record
UCAUCCAUCCUAUCCAGAGAGAGAGGGAGAGAGAGAGAGACUUAGACACAGAGAGAGUGUGUGAGAAAGAGAGAGUGAGAGCACGGACAUCAUCGCAAGACUGACUGGAUUUUUUUUUUGUCACAUUGGAUCUAAAGAAGAGGAGCAGAGACAAUCUGACCUUUUUUUUUUUUUUGCUGCUUGUUAAAGAAGUCGCAUCACCAUGAGGUUCUUCCAUCCGCUCUUCGUCCUGUUGCUCCUACUCACGGUGCUGACUUUGCUCAGCGCACAGAAACCAGAUUUUCUGAAUUUGCGGCGAAAAUACAGGAGACAUCACUGUCCACACAAGCGAUGCCUGCCCUUACACUCCAGAGUCCCUUUUCCCUGAGGUUACCUGACACCGCACAAAAAAAAAAAGCGAUGAAGGAUGAGUGUGUGUUUGGAUUGUGUCAAAGCAUCCAAAUAGUGUGCUGGAGAAGAUGAGUUGUACUGCCAGACGGCCCAAGUCCAACCGAUCCUUCAGCAGAGUGGAUAGAACACGGCUAUGCAGUAAAGAACAUUUUACACUCAGCUUUACGCCAAAUAUAAGGAUCUCACCGGAUCAUGUGCCAAGGUUGUGAGAUAUUUGUGCUGGAGUUACUCUGUGUACAGUAUGUGUGUGUGUGUGUGUGUGUGCGUGUGUGUGUGAGAGAGAGAGAUGGGACAGCAUUUAAGUCAACAAUCACUGACUGGAACAUGAAAAGUUUACAGCAAUAACUCCAACAUCUGAA